This is a messenger RNA of Impatiens glandulifera, 2471 nucleotides long. RefSeq names its product carbon catabolite repressor protein 4 homolog 2-like. The record is from RefSeq and is a predicted model, not a curated record. Gene Ontology annotation, biological process: nuclear-transcribed mRNA poly(A) tail shortening. Lineage: Eukaryota; Viridiplantae; Streptophyta; Magnoliopsida; Ericales; Balsaminaceae. Gene Ontology annotation, cellular component: nucleus; cytoplasm; CCR4-NOT complex. Gene Ontology annotation, molecular function: poly(A)-specific ribonuclease activity.
CAUUCUCACGACUAAAACCCUAACACUGCAAAUAUAUAUAUAUUCUCUCUCUUUUCUUGUCUGCCUCUGUUUUGUUUUCUGAUCAUCAUCGAUUGAUCCUCUUCCUUCUAUCCACUGCACGUCAGAUCGAUCGAUCGUCUAAUUCUUUCCCUGUCUGUCUGUAACCCCUCAUUUCCCAUCCAAGUUCUUCUGAUUUUCCCGCUCAUCGGAAUCCGAUUCAUUGCGAUUUUCAGCUCAUGUUUGGUUUAAAUGUUGGGUCGAGCAAGCUGGCGGGAGUUGAGAUUAGGUGAUGGCGGAUCCGCCAUACGUGAAAUUUUUAAAGGUGUAAAAGAUAGCGACUUGGAACUAUGCUGAGCGUGUUACGAGUCCACCUUCCUUCCGACAUUCCGAUUGUAGGCUGCGAGCUGACCCCUUAUGUACUUCUUCGACGGGCUGACAAAACAAUAACAUCAGAAGAUGUGUUUGAUACUGCUCCACUUGACGGCUACUUCUUGAGAUACAAGUGGUAUCGAGUACAAAGUGAUAAGAAAGUUGCUAUUUGUAGUGUACAUCCUUCUGAACAGGCUACUUUACAAUGCUUAGGAUGUGUUAAGGCCAAGAUACCAGUUGCCAAGAGUUACCAUUGCUCAUCCAGAUGCUUUUCUGAUGCAUGGCAGCAUCACCGUGUUCUACACGAGCGUGCUGCAAUUGCUGCCAAUGAAAAUGGAGGUGAAGAGGAAGAAUUGUUUGGGAGGUUCAAUAAGAGUGGAUCUGCAGUCAUCAAUACCAGCUUAUCUGCGUCGGAUUCGACUCUAAAAUUGGCAAAUGAUGCCAAUAAUUUAUAUCCUGUGACAAUUACUCAAAGGAAUGGUGGGGAGACAUGGUUUGAAGUUGGGCAUUCAAAGACUUAUACUCCAACAGCUGAUGACAUUGGUCAUGUAUUAAAGUUUGAAUGUGUGGUAGUAGAUGCAGAAACUAGACUUCAAGUUGGUCAAUCCAGCACAUUUUUAACCUCUCGUGUCAUACCUGCUCCAACCCCCAUUCCACGUCGGUUGAUCCCUGUGCAUGGACUUGACGGGAUGGGACAUUUAGAUACUGAUGUUCGAAUAUCAUCAGCUGGUUCUUUUACUGUGCUUUCAUAUAAUGUUUUAUGUGAUAUGUACGCCACAAAUGAGUCAUUCAGUUAUUGUCCUUCUUGGGCUCUCUCAUGGCCUUACCGCAGGCAGAAUUUGAUAAGGGAGAUAGUUGUUUAUGGUGCUGACAUUGUCUGUCUUCAAGAGGUUCAAAGUGACCACUUUGAGGAGUUUUUUGCACCUGAACUGGACAAGCAUGGUUAUGAUGCUUUGUAUAAGAAAAGAACUGCAGAGGUUUUCAGUGGGAAUGCUAGUACGGUUGAUGGUUGUGCAACAUUUUUCCGUAGGGGAAGAUUUUCGCAUGUCAAAAAAUAUGAGGUUGAAUUUAAUAAAGCUGCACAGUCGCUCACUGAUGCUUUCAUUCCUACUGCUCAGAGAAAAAUUGCACUCAAUCGAUUGGUCAAGGACAAUGUUGCACUAAUAGUUGUUCUUGAAGCAAAGUUUAGUAAUCAGGGUGUUGAUAAUCCUGGAAAACGCCAGCUUGUCUGUGUGGCGAAUACACACGUCAAUGUUCAACAGGAAUUAAAGGAUGUCAAGCUCUGGCAGGUUCAUACUCUCCUGAAAGGAUUGGAAAAAAUAGCUGCCAGUGCUGAUAUUCCAAUGUUGGUCUGUGGGGAUUUUAAUGCUGUUCCUGGAAGUUCUCCUCAUGCACUUCUUGCAACGGGAAAGGUUGAUCCGUUGCAUCCUGAUCUCAAUGCUGAUCCUUUUGGAAUCUUGCGGCCUGCCAGCAAACUAACGCACCAAUUGCCAUUGGUAAGUGCUUACUCAAGUCUUGCAAGGAUGGGAAUUGGUGUUGGAAGAAUGGAUUCCAAUACAAAUGAACCACUAUUUACAAACUGCACCAGGGAUUUUAUUGGUACUCAUGAUUAUAUAUUCUAUUCAGCUGAUUCUUUGAUGGUGGAAUCUUUGUUGGAAUUGUUGGACGAGGAUAGCUUGAAGAAAAAUACAGCACUUCCUUCGCCAGAGUGGUCCUCUGAUCAUGUAGCACUGCUAGCUGAAUUUCGCUGCAAGCCAAGAACAACCAGACGCUGAAAUUAGGUCAUCGCAGGGAUGAACCGCGGGCAAAGGAAAACCGGUAAAAGUGGCAAUGUCAGAUGAACUAUGGUUUUCCCUUAAUCGGGCAGUAUAAUAUAUGUUGUCUGCUCAUAAUCACCUUGUAACAUGGGAUAUUUCCUAUGUAUAAAAGAGUGAUUACCAAUUUCUUAUUUUCUCUCCCUUUCCUUUUCCCUGAUAGAAAUCCAUAAUCAACUUUUUUUUCUUUCUUUUUAUCUUUUUAUGAAUAGCCCUCAUCCCUUUUUCCUAUGGGUUGUAGUUUUCAAUGGAAUGAUAAUAUUUAUUAAUAAAGUCAUUUAUGAUUCG